This is a messenger RNA of Pomacea canaliculata, 3198 nucleotides long. RefSeq lists its product as uncharacterized. Gene Ontology annotation, molecular function: hydrolase activity; zinc ion binding. The coding region runs from base 901 to 1965 and encodes 354 amino acids. The transcript is spliced from 2 exons. Lineage: Eukaryota; Metazoa; Mollusca; Gastropoda; Architaenioglossa; Ampullariidae. The record is from RefSeq and is a predicted model, not a curated record.
AAAUUUGGAGGGGACCCCAUUGACGAAAACUGAAGGGGUCCUCCGAACUUUUAAUGCGUACUGUACGCAAUUUUUUGCUUAAGCAGAAGCCCUGGGACAGAUAUGAUAUUAUUUACAGCAGAAAGAAGUUAUACAGCCUUGUCAAUCUCGCCAUUAAAUCUUAAUUAGGUCAAGAAUUAAUGGGUGCGAGUGUAAUCAGAAGAUAUAUUGAGAUAAUUAACGAGGGUUUAAGUGACGAGAGCCGCUCUAAAGCAAACUUAUCAGAAGAUAACAAGUUGUUCUAAGAAUUGCAGUUUAGUUUCACAUUCAGUUCCAAAGAAUCAUAUUAUCAUUAGACAUUUGAGUGGUUUGUUUAUGAUAGACUUACAUUGAAUAACAUUUAUCUUUACCCUGGACUUGAUGUCUGACAUUUCACGGCUAUACAUUGACAGUACUGAGAGAGUACCUUCUUAUCCUGUGGAGCUAUAACAUUGUAUUUACAUGCAUCCCUCCCAUAAUGCAUGCCUGUGUUGUAGUGUGUUCAUGUCCUUAGACGAGUCUGUUUUCAAUAUUUCCCAUUAUCUUCUGGCACUGAGCCAAGACGUUUGUCGCACUUGGACCGAUGUCAAUAUUGAUACAGAUGUUCUACAGAUAUCUGUGACUUAGAUAAUAUUCAUUCUCUGAUUUCUACCUCCUGACUUGCCCACAGUUGAGUGACUGCAAGCUGUCUGUCCUCCAGACCAAGUAGUUUGCUACUUUAACAGAUCAGGGACAGCAUGUGAACCUUUAAAAAACUUAAUGAUCGAGUGACUUACACUUAGUUGCUGUGACAGCAUCAGUCUUUGGUAACACCCUCAAAGACCUUUCGAUAGCGUGAAAGAAAGAUUUUGACAGUCGGAGGACUCAACACUUGCUGUUGCUAUGGAUAUCAACGUCUUCCAAGCUUUCGUGAAAAAUAAUGUCCACGGACAGCCCUGGCCGCAAGUGUCUUGCGCAGUAACCAUGUAUAGGCGGUAUCCAUGCGGUCACAUCAAUACAUUCAUGGCCAGAAGGAUAAACAAGAAAAUACACGCAGAAGAGGCGAUCAUCAGUUAUUUGGAGAGCUUGCUGAUGAAAAAAACUCUCUGGCCACCUAAAAUCACAUUGUUUCUCAACGCCUCUCCAUGUCACAGAUGCAGCCAACAGAUCAUCAACUUUCUGGACAUCGCAAGGCAACAACACGGUGUCGACCUGUUGAUUGAAGUCGUAUUCUCGACAUUCUAUCGAGUCAGACGACCAUCGUGUGAACAGAACCCAGCCUGCAGUGGCCACCUGCCUUCUUACCUUCAUCACAAGUCUCAGGUGGCGGGGCUGACUAAGCUGUACUUGACAGAAGGUAUUGUUCUUCGCACUUUCCAAAGUGAAGAUUGGCAGGAUCUUGGGUAUUGUCUGCACGUGCCUAAUUAUGACUUCAGCAAUCGAGAGAAGGAAGACAACUUAAUUAGAAAGGAUUUUGAGCAACUCUUUGGUCCAGUGUUUACAAUUACAACGAUUAUCUUUUUCCACUGGACUGAGUCACCAACGGUCCUGUAUACUGCGAAGUCACCCAGGGCAAUAACUUCUGGUCAGUCACCCAGGGCAACAAAGGCUGGUCAGUCACCCAAGGCAAUAACUUCUGGUCAGUCACCAACGGUCCUAACUGCUGCCAAGGCAACAAAUGCUGGUCAGUCACCCAAGGCAAUAACUUCUGGUCAGUCACCAACGGUCCUAACUGCUGCCAAGGCAACAAAUGCUGGUCAGACACCCAAGGCAAUAACUUCUGGUCAGUCACCCAAGGCAACAAAUUCUGGUCGGUCACCAACGUCCGUGUCUGGUAGUCAGUCCUUUGCAGCUAAUGCUGACCAGCCUUCUAGCAUUACGUUUUGUUUUCUGAGCAUCCUCGCUGCAUUUUUGGGUUGGAUUCUAGUGCAAUACUUGUAUGCUCUUGACAUGAUUCCUCCACGUUAAAGUGUGAAGAAGUCUGUAGGUGGCGCUGAGAAAGUGAGAGAAAAAGUAGGAAGCCACUUACAAAUGGUAUGCUUAAAUUAAAUUGUUGUUCUUGGACUUUUAUGAGCUGCAAACAAUGUAUAUUCAGUAUUAUAUGCAUGUUGAACAUGUUAUUUCAGUUAUAUUAUUUCAUCGACAAAACUGCUUCGUCGGCAUCUUAUAAAAGUUUUAAUACAAAAUAAAAGCUCUACUUGUGUGGCAACUAAAACUUAUAAGAAUUUUCUAGACUUAACAGGUAUUGAGGACUACAAAAUUAAAAAAAACAAUGUUUCAUGAGCUCAAAUAAGAGCCUCGUUUUCGUGGCUGCGCUGUGAGAUCAGAUACCCUAUUAUGUACCCGGUAUCUUCUCUGGUCUCCGAUACGACAACAGCAAUCGCACUCCGAUCUGUCUACAGCUGGGUAUCUAACUAUACUUGUUCCUGUGUGAAGAGACAGAAGAUUUAUUAUUUUUUUACGAGGUCUCCAGAUCAACCUGAUUUAUUAUUUCUCAACUAAUGUGUGAGCUUCCUUUGUUGCUAGAAAAUAUGGUAGUUGUAUUUUCUCUCUGUGAAUACUGUAAUUGUACUUCUCAGUGCAGAGGAAUGUUAAGUUUUCAGCAAAAUCUCAUGUAUCCAAGGUUUUCACCAUACAUUGCCAUCACAUCACAUUGAAACUUCAUUCAAGUUUUGUAUGUAUUUUUUUUUUUUUUUACAAAUGAUGUCUAACUCUUCAAAGUUUGAUUAACCGCAUUUUAACGCAAAUCGUUUAAUGUGAUGUACAUUUCAAAUGUUACUGGAAAGCUUUCUAAGGAAAUGGAAGUAACUAAGCUAGCUUUAAAAAUCUUCAAAUUGUUGAGUCCAAGCUGUUAAACAUUCACAACACUUGAUAAUAUUGUAAAUAUCUGACAGUCAUUCACAAAGUAGUGGUGAUUGAGAAAUGUAAUUAAGCGUAGUUAAAAUUACAUUGUACGCUUUGAGAGAAUUUAUAAAAUUUAAACAUAAUAUAAAUUUUGAAUACAAAAUGCAUUUUCGUGUUCUGUUUUUAUCAAUCAAAACAAAUAAUGGAAGUAUUUGUGAUUGGUUAUAGUAUAACUUAGGUCAAGAGGCAACACAGGUCAAUUCUGUUAUCUCUUAUUUGUAUGUAUAUAGCAGUGCUUAAUAAAUUCUCUUCGUUCAUUUAAAGAUUGUUUAUUAUUAGUAAGCGAUUGAAUAAAUC